AUGAUAGUACUGGGCUUUGUAGUAUGUGGUAUUGCAUGGCAUGUAAUUGAAAAUCCGUUUUUCAUCAAGUUUUUGAAGACUUUACGCCCAGGACACACUCUUCCAUCAAAGAAGUACUUUCCAGCUUGUGAUGGAUGGACGAACUCAGCAAAUGAAUCAAUUUGGAAUUUUUUGAUUCAUACGCCUGAUCAUGAGGAAUAUCUGUGGUGUUUAAAGGGCCUACCAAGCGAAAGUCAUUCUAGUCAUUCUGCACAUGCUAGUAAUCUGAUUUCAAAAGAUAUUUGCUCUACUUCAUUUGCAAAUCAGAUCUUAACAAAAUGUAAUACUAUAGUAACAUAUUUUAAAAAAAGCCAUCAAGGAGACGAGGCCAAGGCUUGUGAUAUUAGUGGUGGAGGACUAAAAAAAUGGGUAGAUACAAGAUAUGGGGAAAAUAGCGAACGUAAAAAAUUAAUGCAUCAGAUGAAAAAAUAUCGUAAAAGAGAAAAUCUUGAAGUAGGUGAAGCUGAAACUCCAGAUGAAUGGUGUUGGAUGUUUUUGGUCAAGUCUUGGUUGAUAUAUGGUAAGAGGAGGACUAAAAAAGAAUUACCACAUUACAGUGUGGAAAAAUCUGCUGAAGAAAUUCAUCAAAUUUUUAUUGAUACUCAUUUGAAUCCCGACCAAGACCUUUUUGAAUUAAAUGACGAUUUGCCUAACAAUGUAUUAUAUAUUAUAGAGAGUGAAAAUGAAGAAGUGGAUGAACCUAUGAAUGAAAAUGAAGAUAAUAAUAUUGAAUGGGACCCAGCUGCUGAAGCUGUUGAAAUAGUUGAUACAAUGUAA
This is a messenger RNA of Rhizophagus irregularis DAOM 181602=DAOM 197198, 816 nucleotides long. Lineage: Eukaryota; Fungi; Glomeromycota; Glomeromycetes; Glomerales; Glomeraceae. The record is from RefSeq and is a predicted model, not a curated record.